AUGGCUAAAGAAGUUAUGAGAGUCUAUUUAGCAGACUCCCGAGAUAUAGCUCCUUCAGCCAACAUAUAUAUGUAUCCAGAUGUUGAACUUUUGCCUUCUUCCAAAACCACCGGCGUCGUUUACUUCGCCGUUAAUGGAGUUUCCAAACAAGACUGGUACUCCGUCGAGCAAUUGGCCGAAACAUACUCUUCCGUCAUUCCUUGCUUCGGUUUCCAUCCUUUGUUUGUUAAAGAACGGAGUCCCAAUUGGUUUGAAACGUUGAGAGAGUAUUUUGAUUCCACACCCUCCGCUGCGGUUGGAGAGAUUGGUGUGGACAAAGGAUCACACGGAAAGAAGAUUGAUUUUUCUGAGCAGAUUGAAGUAUUGAGGCAGCAGCUUGAACUUGCAAAAGAGUUAAACAAACCAGCAUCUGUUCAUUGUGUUUGUGCUUUUGGUGAUCUUCUUGAGCUAAUGAAGUCUAUGGGGCCUUUUCCUGCUGGUGUCAUUCUUCAUUCUUACCUAGGUUCUGCAGAGAUGGUUCCUGAAUUUUCCAAGCUUGGUGCUUAUUUUUCCUUCUCUGGGUUUCUUAUGUCACAAAAAGCAAAUAAAGCAAAGAAAAUGCUGAAGAUGAUGAUUUUCAUCACUCCUGAUAUAUAUGCACCUGAUGCACUACCAAUGUCAAACAUAGAUUCUCUUCAUUUUGUUGAAGGAGAUACUUCUCUCACUGAAGAGCUUCUUGCCCAAACAACAACUUCAUCAACUUCUGGUUCUUCCCUCGGUAAUGCAUCCCAUGUCUUGGCAGAUGCUUCGAUGUUGCCAAAGGAAACACUCAAUCAUCCCGCAAACAUUCAUAAUGUGCUUGAUUAUGUUGCAUCUGUGCUAGAAAUUACGAAAGAAGAACUUGCUGACUUAAGUUACCAGAAUGCAGUCCGGUUAUUAUCCUAUAAAGGUUCGAAAGUACUUCAAAAGUAGACAAUAUCAUCAUAGGUUCUUGUAAGAUACUUUUCCUGGCUUGGCAAAGUUUACUUUGGGAAGUUCCAACUAGAAUUUCAUCAAGUACGAGCAGAUAGAUUACAGGAACAGUUUGCUAACGUGUAUGAUAUGCAUGAUAGUUAGAUGCCUGCCAAAGUUUAUUACAUCCAAUAUUAAUUUCUAAAAUUAAAUGUGCCAAGGUAUGUGAGUAAUUUUUCUAUUUCUAAACAUGAAAGCUUUUAAACUAUAUAUGACUAGAGCAGCCAGAUGUUAAGUAUUGUACAUAAUUAUCAAAUAUCUUUCUCUUCUAAA
This is a messenger RNA of Glycine soja, 1263 nucleotides long. RefSeq lists its product as uncharacterized. The record is from RefSeq and is a predicted model, not a curated record. NCBI's taxonomy places the organism in Eukaryota, Viridiplantae, Streptophyta, Magnoliopsida, Fabales, Fabaceae. Gene Ontology annotation, molecular function: hydrolase activity, acting on ester bonds. The coding region runs from base 1 to 951 and encodes 316 amino acids. The transcript is spliced from 8 exons.